AGGUCGUGUAGAGCUGGAAGACGUCUCAUUUUAAUCAGAAAUUUGCGGGCUACAAUUAUAUCUCAUUAAAAGAAGGGUUUAGUUAUCUUUUAGAGUUCUUGAAAAACUGGUUUUCCAGAAAACGGGGACUUCAAGAGUCAUGGGCCCGAACCCUUUUAGGAUUUUCUUAGUCUCACUGAGUCCUACUCAUAGCCAAAAUAUGAAGUCAAACGGCGUCCGACAGUUGGAUAGGUUCCCUCGUCAGUAGGAUUACGGGCACGGGUAGAAAAAUCAUGCCCAUGCAGAUCUGUAUGUGUAUUAGAGUAGCUGAGGGCUUUUGCUAACAUGUUCAUUUUUUCUUAUUUUCAGAAGCCGUUUCAAAAGCUUAUGGAUAGUCAAACGAAACUUAUGAAAGCGAAAUAUUCAAUACUGAGAAAUGUAUAAGUACAAUUACGUCGAGAUAUUUUAGCUAGGAAAUGUUUAAAAAUUGAAGACCCAUCUGAAGAAAAUAGUAAUGAUAACAAAAAUAAUGAUUAUCAACGAAUUAAUAACAAUGAACCGGGUCAAGUACACAAUGACAAUGAAAAGCAGUCAGACGAUCUAGCUGCACAUACUAAUUUAAGUAUUUCGCCUUUUUCUCAGUCAAGUUCAAGUUCACCCAACAAUGAAAACGAAAGUGAAGAAGAAACAAAAAGUGGUAAAAUAGUAAAGUAG
Didymodactylos carnosus is the source of this 693-nucleotide messenger RNA. The record is from the annotation of a GenBank genome assembly. NCBI's taxonomy places the organism in Eukaryota, Metazoa, Rotifera, Eurotatoria, Philodinida, Philodinidae.